Apis mellifera (honey bee) is the source of this 11460-nucleotide messenger RNA. RefSeq lists its product as uncharacterized. The transcript is spliced from 11 exons. The record is from RefSeq and is a predicted model, not a curated record. Lineage: Eukaryota; Metazoa; Arthropoda; Insecta; Hymenoptera; Apidae. The coding region runs from base 2755 to 10026 and encodes 2423 amino acids.
CCAGUCUUGCCGCGCCAGCGCGAUCGAAAGGAUCGAUGUCGUUGCAUCGUUGCGCGGCCGCGUCGCGAUCGUUUCGAAAUAUCAAACCGCAAAUCAAUUUCGCGCGAUAUCGCACGGGUGCAGUGAAAUAAACAUCGUCCAUCGUCGAAACCGUGUUCGUGAUCGAGAGACGCGAUAUCGAUACGAUGAAAAAUCCAAAAAUAAUACACCGAUAUAUUUUUCUCUGUGGCAUCGAUUGAUUCCUCGCAACAACGUCUUCCAUCCUUAAUUACGAGCAUUCAAUUAUUUCGUCUUUUUUCCGUUUCGUUCAUAUUCCUUCUCUCUCGUGCAAGAGAUUUGUCGUUUUGUCGGUGGUACGAGUUUUCCAGUUUCUUUUUUUCUUUUUUUUUCGCCUCGUGGAACACCGUGUUGUGUAUCGAACAGCCGUGUCACGAGCCGUGUUUUCCGAGCAGUGGAUUUUUCGUAGCCGUCGUCUCUCCGGAUGAAAAAUACGGAGGGUGCCACGAUCAGCGUAACGGGGGAGUGUUAAGGGACAAUUAUAUUAACGCCUUUUCGGAUCACACCCCCGCUUACAAGAUCUUUCUUGGGUAAUUUCUUAAGAAGGGGGUAUAUACCCGCCGCUUCUUAAGCUUAUUUAAUCUCUCUGUCGUCUUUUAACGGUGGAGCGGCAUAAUCUAAAAUUCAUUGUCUCCCCCGGAGUUUCAACUUGGUCGCCCGCUUUCUUUCUCUUUCCCUCUCUCUUUCUCUCUCCACUCUUUUUAUCGUAACGCUGUCAAAUCUUAUCCGGCCCCUUCCGUUUUCUAUCUUCCUCUCUUCUAAUUCUCGUUGUCGUUAAUUUUAUCGUAGUUCUCGACGUCAUCCAUUUAUUCGGAAAGGGAAAGAAGAAAAAAAUAAGAAAAUUUAUUAGGUCGUUGAUCGAGUUCAUUUAUGAGAAAUACUGUAUUCGAAUUGUUUCGUUUAAUAUUGUAUGCGAGUUCAUUUUUUUCUUUCUUAAUUUUUCUCUCAAUUUGAAUAGAGAUUAUUAAUUUAUCCGUUCUCACUAUUCAACGCUAUUCGAUCCCAUUGGAUCGUCGAACGCGUUAAUUAAUCAUCGAUCAAUGCUUUUUCACAAUUGUUUACACGAGCUUGAGACAAUUGUCAAAAUACAGAGUCGAAUACAAAAUAAAUUUCUCAACUUCCUGCCUUUCUCGAAAUUUCCUCUCUCGGCUUCCUUUCACACCGACGAUAACCCGAUACAUUCUCAUUCAGUUCGCAUCGGUAAUGACUGACUUUUUUAAGUAGAGAGAGAAAAAGAGAGAGGGGGGAAAAAAGGAAAGGAGAAAAAAAAAAGAGAGAGAGAAAAGGAAAUUACAGCCUAUCAUCGUUUACAAGCGAUCCAUACGACUCGCUUAACGACCCAAUAAGAAAAAAAUUGACCCUUUCUCAUUAAGUUAUACCAAUAUACCAUCGCCUCGCAUCGAUAAAUUAUCGCGCUUUACGAUUCUCUUCCUGGUCACACAGCUCGUCCGUGACGAAUCGCCCUUCCUACGUUUCUCUGAACCGCGGAUCAUCAGGGGGUUCGAUCCUCUCGAGGGGAGGGAGAGGAGAAGGGAAGUCUCGCGAAAAAGCGGAGGAUCCGCGCUGUGAUUAACGAUUUUGUACGACCGUGCGUUUUUACGUUUCGUGCGUGGCAUCGAAGAGAUAGCCCGCCAUGCACCGCUUCGGUUCUGAUAACACUGUUUGAACUGUCAGUCGUCGCCUGAUACCGAGUCGGUGUUUCACAAUUAGAGAAGCGGCCGUGAAAAAGUUCGAAACCCGGCUCGUCGUCGCUCGUUGUGAUUAAUCGUGUGCGACUGACGACAGUCAGGGGAGGAGGAGGAGGAGGAGGGAGAUCGGUUUCGAACGAGCAGCGAAACCCGGAAAGGAGAGAGUUACGAGAGAGAGAGAGCCGCGGCGAUAUUUCAACGGAACGUCCUCUUCUCGCGGCGGCGAGAUAAAAGAAAUCGCGGUGUGUAUCGAGGAAACCGAGCGAACUCGCUCGACGAGAGCUUCGAGCUCUCCUCGAAUAAACGCGUUGCCACCGGGGUAAAAAGAAAUUAUUCUGGAAGGCGCGGCGCGAUAAAUAACGAGUGUUCCACGAACGACGCUCGAGCACUGCCCGAGUAUCAUCUAACCAGACCAGACGAUUGCUCAGCAACGCAAAAAUAGAAGGUGAUUGAUCGUGCGGGUCUCCGUCGCGAAAGGAAUGCGAUCUGUGCUCGGUGAAUCUCUACGGGAGUUACGUUAGCAAGGAUCGAGACGACUCUUGCUGUGAAAUUUAGUGAUCUCUCACGGUGUUCUGUUUUUCCGAUUUUCUCCGAGAUGUAUGUGCCGCGUAUUGUAUUGUAACGUGAGAAGAAGGAAGCUUCCUUUUCGGUUGGAUCGUUCCCUCGGUGCCUUUUUAUCGAGCGGAUGAUCCCUGCGAUAACAGGGUGGGCCUGUGGAGAGGAUAGAGAUAUAGUAUUGGCCGCGCAAUCAGGAAUCAUCGAUGGAACGGGUGGGCAUCGAGUGGUUGGCAACGUGCUCCACCGGCUAAUACCGGCCACGACGAAAUUACGCUGCGCCAAGUGUAGCCAGAAAUUGGCAGGAUAACGUGGCCACAGUCGAUUACUGGGUGCAGCCAGGAGGGGAUCCUCUCUCCCAGCGGGUGCGUCGGGUGCGUUAGGAUAAGGAAGAAGAAACGUUUGAACGAGGAUACGAUUAAGCGAAGAUGCGAAGACACGCAGGAUCCAGAAAAUGAACGAUGAAAUAAUCGCGAAGGGUUUGACCGGUGGCGGGAACAUUCCGUUCGCGGACGAGGAUGGAGCGGUGGCGGGGCUGGACGAUCGCGGCGCGCGAGAGGUGACGCGGAAGGAAGCGCACGCUUUCGGGACGUUCGGUGGGCCGUCGAGGAGGAUCGAUCAAGAGGGAAGGAGCUGCUCGUCGACGGUGCUCGAACGGAAUGCGAGCAUGUCGGUCGGGCAGCAGCAGCAGCAGAGGCAGUACAAGCGAUCGCCCGGCCCAAGGAGGAUCGGCUCGAGGAACGAGGGGAUCGAGGGGAGCGGGGAGAAUCCUCUGCAACGGUACGAGAACGCCGUGUUGAAGUAUCAGAGGGCGAGCAGGCAAGGGAGCCGGGACAGGAUGCAGAAUCACGGUUGCUCGAGCAGCGACGAGAGCGUGGCGAGGAACAAGUCGAAGAGCAUCAGCUCGAUCGACACGCAAUCGGUGAACAACAUAUUGGACGAGUACGAGGACCUCGAUUACGGGAGAUCGUCGGAUCUGAGCGACGUCGGGAGCAUAAGCGUGUCCAACUUCGAGGCCGUGAUGAUGGACCAGCGGAAGAAGCAGCAGCAGCAGGAGAGGUCGAGAGCGUUGGCCGCGUCCAGGAUCCAGCCCAAGUGCCUCGCUGCGCGGGAGAAGUCGCAGCUGGUGGCGAGAGCGAGCCAACCGGCCCAGCAGCCGAGACAGAAGGAGUCGUCGAGGCACGCGGUCCCGCAGUCGCCGAUCGAGGACGGGCCUCGGCCCUCGUCUUGCGUGCCCGUGACCGUGGACCCCGGCCGGGCGAGAGGUGUCCCGGAGGUGUUGCUUCGCAAGGGGGAGGUGCAGAAGAGGGUGGACGAGUGGUUGAACCAGACGCAGAGCCAGAAUUUCACGGUCGGGGCGCGGGAGAAAGCGUUGACCAGGUCGAACAGCAGCGCGGACCAGAAGAGUCAGAGGAGGUACAGGCAAGACUCGAGGUCGAGAUCGAUCGACGAGGGCAGGGACAAGUCGAACGGGACCUCGUCGAGUUACGACGAUCUCAGCCGGGCGGAGAAGAAGGCGGAGCGCAAGGCGAGCGCCGACAAGGUGAACGUUGGCGUGAACACGAGCAGGGGGACGUACAAGGAGUAUCUCGCUUCGAAGAACGGAAGGAGCGGCGGCAAGCAGCAGGAUUACGGCUUCAGCGCGUCGGGCUGCGGCGCGAUCGGUAGAACGAGGGACAUGAGCCCUUCGACCGCCGCCUCGAGGAUUCCGCAGAGGGGCCCGUUGGGCUCGAGCUUCAGGUCGAGGCGAGGACUGGACUCGUCGGGCAACGGCGAGGCGAGCCAAGCGGAUAACAGCGGGGGGGAGCAGGCGCAAUUUUGCCAGGGCGAAAAGAACUGUCGCGCGAGAAACGCGGCCGACGCCAGGCCGACGACGACGACGAAUUUGGUAAAGACGAGAAACGAGUCCGAUAUCCACGGGAGGAUAUCUGGGGUGGUGGGAAGCGGCGUUACCGGUGGUUCGACAACAUCGGCGUCCACGUCGUCGUGCUCGGUUAUCCCGUGCAGGAAAGCGUCGUUCAAGCGGUCGCAGAGCCACGAUCAAAGCGCGGCGCGGCCGCUCGUUAAGGAAGAGACAGGCCAGAGAGGGAGCAGAGGAGGGAGCGGCAUCUCCAAGGGCCCGGCCAACCUUGGUGACCAAGGCGAGCCGAUCUCGCCAAAUAAGGACGGAGAAAGUAGGCGGCCGGCUCUCACGACCGAUUCAUCGCGAACGGCUGGUGAUAAACCAGCCGAUGUUGCCUGUAAAUCGAUCGAGGCUGCGAGGAGCGGCGCUGAUCGGCCCACGCGGGAUAUUAUCCACAGGGUUACGGGUGGUGGUGGCGAGUCGGGCGAGACUAGGAGGUGCUAUCCCGUGCAGGACAAGAGAAUGGAUCAACAGACGAGGCAGGAGGCCGCUACCACGGUGGUUUACGGCGCGGUUGGCGCCCGCGUGCGGACCCUCCAAGGUCACCAGGAAUCCCGCGUCACGAAGCCGAGGAAUCUCCAAGCCGGCCUCGCCCCGCCGGAAGCUAGAAAGCCGCCGGUUCUCCCGAGGAGGGAUCAGAUCCCUUGCUGCCAGGAGGGGAAGGACGACCGGGCUGCGAAACGGUCGCCGAUCGGCUCCCCUCGAUCCACGUUCAAACCGAACAGUCGGGUUUACGCGGCGUUGCAACAAUUGAACGAGCAGAACUCGGCCAAGUCGAGGUCGGCGGGCAACGGUCCCGCUGACAAGUCGCCAGCGAGAUCCCACUACUCCUCGCCGAAUCACGCGGUGGAGAAGAUUUACGAGCGCAGUCUUCAGCCCCAGGUGAUUCACGUGGAUGACCUCCAAUCGAUCCUUCGACCUUCUUUGCAGGUUUCUGCUUACGGCGAAGGAGGGACGGCCGGUCGAUCCGAUCGCAAGUCGCCUCCCGGAGAAGUGGUUGUGCUCGCCCAACGAAACGAAAAGGAGGACGAAGAGGAAGAGGAAGAAGAGGAGGAAGAAGAGGAGGAAGAAGAAGAAGAAGAGGAGGAGGAAGAAGAAGAAGAAGAAGAGGAGGAAGCGGAGGUUUACGAACGGGUCGGUGAGUUGCGGUACGAACACCUGGAGACUAUCGAGGAAGACGAUCAGAAGAGCGAAGCGUCCGUUUGCGGAUACCCAGAGAUCGGGUUGAGCCGAUGCUCGAAGAUCGAGCGAGGGCUGGCGAACGGUAGGUCGCAGGAGAGGAGGAAAAAGAGGAAGAAGAAGGAAGGUUUGACGACGCAGCGUUCGAAGCCGGAUCAAGGGAACGAAGCUGGCAGGACGUUCGUCACGUUUCGCUCAUCCAGUUCCCCCCAGGACAUUAAGGCGAGCCUGCAAUCUCGACCCGCCGCGACUGGUUUGUCGGAGUGCAACGAACAGCAGGAAAAACGGGAGAUCGCCGCUGCCGAGGAGCCGCCGCCGAGGAUCGUCCACGACGCGGAGAUUCUCCCUUACGAUUCCGGGAACCAGGCCGACAGAGGCGAACCGUGUCACACGCGGGAGAACAGCGAUCUAUCCACCGCCACUAUCCCCGUGGACGAGCUUGAGAGUGAAAGGCAGGCGGCAAAGUUCAAGGUCGAAGACGCGUGUCUCGGAUCGAACGAGAUGCCCGAUCAUCGAACAAUGGAGGCAAGAUUUCAAAAGGAGGAUGCCAAGGAGGUCGGUUGCCAGAAGGUCGAUAGAUGGGAGAGCGAGAAGGAGAGGGCUAGCUCGAGGGAAAUGGAGGAGCGCGGCUCCGUGGUGAACGAAGUGUUGGUGAAGAAUCUUCAGUUCGAGCAAGAUUUGCCCAAGGAUUCGGUGGAGCACGUUGGUGGUGGUGGUAGUGUCGGUGUUGGUGUUGGUGUUGGUGUUGGUUGUAGUGACGCGUUUGGAAAGAUCAUCGAGCAUGUCGGUCAGCAGAGAGCGAUGGGGUACCACAACGUUUUGUGCGACAAUUACGAGAACGUGCAGAACGCGAGGUAUAAGGAGAGCAAGGUGUACGUGACGAAAGAGGAGAUGGAGCGGCAGAGGCUGAUGGAGCUGCUCAGGAAGGGAGAUUACGAGUUAGCGAAAGCGGAAUUGGAGAGAAGUUAUACCCUCUCGACCCCGGGGGGUAGCAGCCCCGUUUGUUGCCCGCCCUGCAGCCCGCCCCCUGCGCCGGCCGCAUACAUAUCGAGCGCACGUGCGUCCUCGCGGAGACUCGGCGCCGGAAGCGGAGGCCCGCCGUCACCGGAAAGGGACCCCUUGGGAAAACUGUUAAGAUUCCUCAAGUCCUUCUACAGGGAGCUGGGCACUCGCGAUCCACCCCAUUUGCCUGGGUGGGCGUCGCCACUUCCACUCGGCACCCUUUGUCCGGCGCAUUUCCAGCCGCACCUGCAGCUGCUCCACAAAGGCGAGCAGGAGCACAGGCUCGAGAACAUCAAGCCCGACCAGAUCUUCGCCCCCGUCAGGUUGAGCGACGGCACGGUCUCGGAGGCGCCUCGCCGCGUGGCCAUCGAGGGCGGGCCAGGAAGCGGAAGGACGACCCUGUGCCUCCGCCUGCUUCACCAGUGGGCGAUCCAAGGCGACGGCCCGGCUCUGGCCUUCAUCGUCCCGUUGCGCGAGCUCCGCGGCAGUCCCGUGCUCAAUUACCUGGCGCGGGAAUUAUUCCCAAGGACGGCAGCCAUCGGCGACGCCAUCGCCCAGGUGUGGCGCACGCUCCACCUGAUGGAGGAUCGCGUGCUGUUCAUCCUGGACGGGUACGACGAGUGCGUGGGCGGCAGAGCGUCCCUGGCCGACGCGGUAGACCUUCUGGAGGGGCGCUUGUUCCCGGACGCGAGGAUCCUGGUCACGUGCUCGCCCGGCAACUCGACCAUGCUCUCGCCCCUCGUCCAAAGAAGGAUCCAUUUGGCCGGGUUGGAGUGGCCCCACGUCGAGAGGCUAUGUGUCGCGUAUUUCAUCCACAACGACAUCGCGGAGAAGGCUUGCGAGUUCCUCGAAGCGUUAAACGUGCAACCCCAGACCGUGAAACAGCUUGGUCAGCACCCUCUCGGUUGGAUCAUGCUCUGCUGCCUCUACCAGGACUCUGGGAGUUUGCCAACGGAGACCAGCGCGCUGGUUCAAGCAGCGGUCAAGUGCAUCGUGAAGCGGAGUCUGGAUCCACCCGUCCCUUACAACGAGGAGAUCCCUGGCCAUUGCAGGAAACGAUUGGAAGACUUCGGUAAGGUGUCGUUGGCCGCGCUCAGGGAAGGCAGGUGUUGCUACACGGAGGCCGAGCUCCGCGCACGGGGUGGAGGGAUCGAGGUGACCAGGCUUGGCUUCCUCACCAAAGGAUUGACGUUCGGCCAACGGCGAAAACCUGACCUGUACACGCCCAUCCACAUGGCCGUGGCCGAAUUCCUGGCGGCCUACUACUUGACCUCCGUCGCCCAAUACGCCAACAUACUUCGAAGAGAGUUGGAGGGCCUCCCGUCGGGGAUCAUCAGCCACUUGGCCGGCCUGUUGGGGCCCAAGACGCAUCUGAUAUUGAACCAAUUGUGCCCGUUGGAGGUGCCGCCAAGGGCUGUGUUCUCCCUGUUGAAGGCGGCAGGCGCCUCGGACGGAAAUAUCUCCGCCGUGUGCAGAUUGGUCGGCGCCGGGCCCGGCUUCGGCCCCGCGCCCAACGAGAGGCCGCCCGCUCCUCUCGUCCACACUUCCCCCCUCGAGCUGGAGGGGUGGGCGAGAAUCCUCGAGAGCGCGGCGUGCACCCUCGAGGCUCUCGAGGUUGUGUUCCAGGUGGAGAGGGGCUCCGAUCCGAGAUAUCUGGACGACUUUUUCGAGGCGUUGGCCGGGAACGAGAGCGUGAAGCUCGUCAGGAUCACGUCCCUUCUUGGACAAGAGUUCCCCGCGGACGAGGCGCAAAAACUGGCCGGCCAUUUGAAGAGCGUCCUCGGCAAGAAGAAACUGAACGACUUUGAACUGGUUAUAACUUGUCUCGAGGAAGCUGCCCACGACAGAUUGGAGUGCGUGGUGAACGCCCUUUGCCGUGGGCUGAGUCACGCGUCAACCAGCCUGGCACGGUUGGUCCUCGACAUGAAUCUGUCCGGCGAGCAAGUGUCCAGGGUCUGCGAUGCUCUUCGUGACUGCGUUCAAGUGCAGGCGCUUCACUUGCCCCAUUUGGGAUGCGGAUGCGAGGGGCUUGCCUCGGUCGCGGAACUCCUCAAGGAGAGGCCUUUGCUCGCGCUCAAUUUGGCCGGAAGUUGGGGCGCCAAGAACGAGGAUCCGUCCAGCUCUGGAAUCAGUUCGGGUUCCGGAUCCGGGAGCAGCGGAUGCGCGUCCAGUACCCUUGGCACGCUACCCUUAAAUCGGUGUUACUCGUCCCUGCCGAGGGGUGCGUUGGCGGCGUACGGCAGCUUAACGAGGCCAGCCACCCUUCCGCGGCUUCCCCUCGGGCUUGGCCUUGGUCCCGCGCCCGCCACCGGGAACGGACCGCUGCCGCAGAACGACAGGGACAGAGACAGCAACGGAAGCAGCAAGAGGAACAGCGACAGCGUGCUUUGUCAUCGGUUGCCGCUUCUGCACCCGCUACCCACUUGCGACGUCAGCAGCCAUCAAGGAACUGGCUUCCACGAGAUCUUCAACGCCAUCAGGGAGCCGAACUGCAAGCUGAGGUCCCUGAACGUGUCCAAGUGUUUACUGGGCGGAUUGGACGCGGGCUGCUUGGGGGAGACCAUCAGAAGGGCGCGCAAUUUGGACGCUCUGAGGGCAGCCGGUGCAUCCAGGCCGGCGGAUGUGAUGCCAUUAGUACUGGCACUGACAGAGGCGCCGUGUCUUCAACUUCUGGAUCUAGCGAGCCCAAGACUGGCCCUCGACGACCACCCUUCCAGAUUACUGUGCCACGCUCUCGCCAGAAAUACCACCCUUAAGCUGCUCAGCCUGGAAGGAUGGACCUUUAGAAUAGAGGAAUCGGACAGUCUGGCGGUGUUCUCCGAGCUACUCAGAUACACGAGCGUGCGCGAGUUGAGCCUGUGCAACGCCCGGCUACAUCUGGCCGUCCACGAGGGUCCUUUGGCGAGAUUAGGCCGCAGGGACGAUGCAGGAGCGGAGUUGCUCAGAGCCGCGCCUCCUCCCGCCUGCCCCGCCAUUGUAUUUCUCAGGCUGGCCGGUUUUCAAGUGACAGUGAACGAUCGUUUGGCGCUUCGAGGGCCGCUUCUUUUGCCAUUCCUCGCCGGUUUCACAGCCCUGAGCGAGCUCGAUCUCUCGUUGGACAAAUCGACGAUAGGGGGCAGCAGCGGAUCAUUGCUGUUCAUCGAUGACAAAAUCCUUCAACAAUUCUUCGCCUGCUUCUCCUCUCACUUCAAGAAUCUACAGUCGCUGAGGAUUAACUUUUGGCGGAUCACGUUGGAGGACAGCGAGAAGACGAUGAGGCAGAUCGCCAAGUAUCUGAAGCUGUGCAACCUGAGCUUCUUAAAGGCGAAUGGAUUGAUCGUGACCGACAGCGCGAAGAAGGUGCAAAUGGAACACGUAUUCGUGCAAACGAUCCUGACCCAUCUGCAGUACUUGACGUGGCUCUGUCUGGAUGGUGUGGAUCUCACGGAAUCGCAGGCUUCCAGUAUCGGGAAAUGUGUUAGAGAUCGGUUCCCGGGCACCUCGUUGGAGAUCAGUGCCAAAGACGUGCACGUAAAGUCGGUGAAAGCUUUGGUCGCCGCGAUAGAGGAGGGUGGGAGGGCGGAAGUCGUGUACACCGGCGGGUCGAACUGCAGACUGAAGAUCACUAAGGUCCAGAAGAGUGGCAAAGGUAAAAAGAAGUGAAGACUCGGUUGGAGAAUUCUUGGUUGUCAACGACAAUUGGAAUCUUCGUAAUUGUUCGAUCACGGAAGAAAUGUGGCCGUAGAAAAAUAAUUGGAUUGGAAAUUUGAUCCGUAGAAUGAAAAUAUAGAGAUGGGAAACGUUCGAAGUGGGGGGGAGGGAAUGAUUGGUUGCACGUGAUUCAAGGAUAAAUGAUCCGGUGAAACGGAUCUUGGAAGGAGAGAGGCUAAGGGAAUGUUUUAGGAUGAGAAUAACGUAGUUUUAGAAAGAUACGAGAGAUCGACCGUGUUAGCCGUAAGAGGCAUGUAGAAUAAGAAGAGUACUCGCACGGGGAAGAAAGGCGUGAGGAAGGAGAGGAAGAAGAAGGAAUGAAGCCAACACUUUGUGGAUUUUCGUCUUACUGUGAUUUCCUUUUCUGCGCGUCAUCACGACUUUCCUAACGAUAUAGAUCCAUAGAUCGUAGCAUUAUUAGCUCGAGCAUUAUUCUCGAUGAUCCGUUAAUAACGCAGAAAAAUGUCGAAAUCGUACAGAAGGGUGGGUAAAAAAAAAAUAUAUAUAUAUAUUAUAUAUUCUUUCACCGAGAAAGAAUAAAUAAAACGAGAUAAAAAUUUUAGAGCAAGACCAAUUAUACAUACGCAUACGUAUUAUCGAAAGAUAUUUAAAAAAUAAAAAAAGAAAAAAAAAUAAUAAUAAUAAUAAAAAAGAGGCUGUUGCAACUAGAUACGUUCGUUGUUGUUAGAUGGACUGUAAAAUAUGAUUCAGAGUAAUAUAUUAUUAUUAUUGUCAUUAUUGCGAUUAUUAUUAUUAUUAUUAUUAUUAUUAUUCCUACGAUUACUAGUAUAUUCUAAUCAUGAUUAUUAAAUGUUACGAUCGAUUGAAUUGCAAUCGACGAUCCAUGAGUGAAAUGGCUUUACCGGAUGGCGUGUUGUUGGAAAUUUGAAGAAAUUUUAUAAAUUAUAUUCUAUAGUAGUGGGUAGAAAAGAAAAAAAAAAGGAAAAAAAUACGUAUCCAGAGAGUAAAAGAGAGACGUCCUCGGAUUUUCAAUUCUAUUGUACACAUUAAAUAGAAAAUAAUUGCUAUUGUAUAAUAAGGAACGAAGAACGGAAUAAAGAAGCAACAAAAAAUUACUUACUUUUUGCGAGUAAAAGAGAGAAACGUGCGACACUCAACUGCCAAAUCGUAAUUGUAGAUUUUAUUCGCGAGUAUCGAUAUUAUAUCAGGAAUUUGUUAUUUUCUAGAAUAAGCGCGAUACGACGAUUUCUAUCCAUCUAUCGCCGAAUUGAAACGCAAUGUGUGAUUUUCUGCUGUCCCUUUGCCAAUGAGAAAAGCAGAAAUACGAUACUGCCAUAUACCUUGAAGAAAUGAAAAUAAUGAUUAAAAAAAGAAAGCGAGAGAAAAAAAAAAAUACGUGGAUUUAACCGUGAAACGUGAAACAAA